Messenger RNA from Amyelois transitella, 2260 nucleotides. Its product is annotated as transcription initiation factor TFIID subunit 7-like. Gene Ontology annotation, cellular component: transcription factor TFIID complex. The transcript has a single exon. Gene Ontology annotation, biological process: transcription initiation at RNA polymerase II promoter; RNA polymerase II preinitiation complex assembly. Lineage: Eukaryota; Metazoa; Arthropoda; Insecta; Lepidoptera; Pyralidae. The record is from RefSeq and is a predicted model, not a curated record. Gene Ontology annotation, molecular function: RNA polymerase II general transcription initiation factor activity. Bases 313 to 1509 code for a protein of 398 amino acids.
AGGUCAGAGAAAAUUGUCACUCAAAGUCAAUGGUUUUGCGUUGUUUUAUGGCCAACAAAGACGAUAGAGCCUUAAUAUUAAAAAGUGAAGUGAAGUGAAGAAAUUGUACUUAUUUAUAGCCAAGGAAAGAAAUUGACUGUGGGUAAUCAUAUUGUUGUGAUAUAUGGGGUAAGGUUGUGAGGUUAAAAUUAUUUGGUUGUGAAAAUAAUAGGUGUCUGUGUUGUAAAUACCACAUCAAUUAUAUAAUUGCAAUACCUAAGUAGCGACACUACUGAAAUUUUAAUAACAUUGUUCGUUUUCUUUUGUGGUACAAUGAAUCGACCGGAUAAGCGGGAACCUGAAUACCCCACAGAGCUAGAGUCUCAAUUUAUACUGAGACUGCCAGAAGAACCUGCUAGAGUGCUAAGGGAAGUAUUAGUAUCAGGAGAAAAUUUGAAAAAUCGUUUAACUAUUCAACUCGAAAACGAUAUGAGACAUGGUGAAGUACGUUUUGAUCAUUGGCUUAUGCAUGCUAAAAUUGUGGAUUUACCAACCAUAGUAGAAUCACUUAAAACAAUUGACAAUAAGAGUUUCUAUAAAACAGCAGAUAUAAGUCAAAUGAUGAUAUGCAAAGAUGAACCAGAUCAGCUCACAACUGAGGAUGAGUUUCCAACAAAGAACAAAAAGAAAGAUCUAUAUAAAGUAGAUAAGAAAUUCUUGUGGCCACAUGGUGUCACUCCACCUACAAAAAAUGUUAGAAAACGGCGUUUCAGAAAAACUCUAAAGAAAAAAUGUGUUGAAGCCCCUGAAAUAGAGAAAGAAGUUAAAAGACUUCUCAGAGCUGAUAAUGAGGCAUUUAGUGUUACCUGGGAAGUAAUAAAAGAAGAGGAUGAGUUGCACUCCAAGCCAGAAACAAGCAAACCUUCUCAUGUUAAAUCUGAGAAGAAACCCAAAACUGAACGCAAUGUAAAGCGUGAAGUGGCAGCUAAACCUAAUAAUCCUGGAUCUUCCAAUGUAGUGGACAUAUUUGGAGGUGCUGUCAGUGACAGUGAUUUAGAAGACGACAAUAUCAAUGUGGAGAUGGAAGACAGCAGGCUAUCUGCAUAUGAUAGCCGUUUGUCUGACACUAACUCAAUGCAUGGGAUGGGUGAUAUUUCUAAAAGAGAACUACCUAUUGAGUUUGACUCCCACAUGUUCCAAACACCCAAGAGGUCUUCAAACAAUAGCCGCUCUGUAACUCCAGGGGCUUCAUACUCUAAGAGUGGUGGCUUGUCUUCUGAAGAUGAUGGUGACUAUCAUUCACGGGAUAUGACUAAAGAAAAUAUGACAGAGAGAAUUGAGCAGCUACAAACAGAGCUAGAAGAACUUAAACAACGUAGGCAAAAAACACAGCUUGAGAUAGCAGGGAUGGAAAACCAGGCUUUGAGACAGAGAUUUUCUGAAGCAUUGCAUACUUUAAAUAAAGACAUAAUGUAUAAAGAAAUGGAAUAUCAGGGACUUCUAACACUUCAAAAUUCAGAUGAUAUUUGAAUUCAUUCAUCAUUGUUAAUAUAAUAAUUUUUUGGCCAUAUUUCAAUAACUUUCAUAUAUUAUAUUUAUUCAUAAGCACCAUAAUAUUUUAAUUACUUAUAAGUACUUAGGUUAAGGAAAGUACCCAUACUAAGGUACCAAUAUUUUGAACUUUGGCUACAAAUUCAGCCAAAUAAAUUAAAGAUUUUUUGUCCUGGUGUAACCUGGUUUUUUCUGUUACAGUAGAACAGUUUGUUCGUACAACUACAGUCUGUUGAGAUUUUUCAGUUAUUUCACUAAAAGAAAAGUCAUAAUAUAUACUAUAUAUGUGUCCUUAUAGAGGGAAUAUUAAAUUUGAAUCUAUUUCAUAGGUCUUCAAAUUGUAUUCUUAUAAAAACUGUAUUCUAUAAGAUAGAUAAAACUCUUUAUUGCACCAUAAGAGUAAAACAUACAAAACAACACGAUAAGAUUGUAAUUCUUAACUCAUAUUUUUAACAAAACAUAUAGGUAUAUAUUGCAUUAAACAUAUUAUAUCUACACUAACUUGUUUACUUAGAACUAAGAAAAACUUAGAAGUUCAAUUUUAUGAACUAAUAUUUUAUUAUAUUAAGUUUUAAUAAAAUUAUGAAAUAUUUUAUUUUAAUUAUAAGCUAACAAUGUCUCGUGAAAACUGAAAGGACACAUUCAGCAAUAUAAUGUGUCCUUUCAGUGUUUCUGAGACUGUGUAGGCUCUAUCAACCCAUGUCCAAUGUUUGUGUAGGUACGCUCAAAU